Xenopus laevis (African clawed frog) is the source of this 2034-nucleotide messenger RNA. RefSeq names its product RING finger protein 112. Lineage: Eukaryota; Metazoa; Chordata; Amphibia; Anura; Pipidae. Bases 106 to 2034 code for a protein of 642 amino acids. The transcript is spliced from 13 exons. The record is from RefSeq and is a predicted model, not a curated record.
CAAGAACCAGAGAGCAAAGGAGAUAGGAGAGUAGCAGAGCAUUUGUGUGAGUGAAAAAAGUAGUAGGACGGAGAGUUUAGAAAGGUUAUAUGUACCACUGAAAAUAUGUAUCACCAGAGUCUUGAUCCAGCAGCAAGAGAACAAAACCAGUCAGUUCACAAAGAUGAACAUAAUCCACGUGCUGCUCUGGAAAGGCAACUGACAGACAGUGAGUGGAGCAUGAAUCCAGUAAGAAAGAGAAUCUCAUCUGGGAGACACCAGGAGGAUUCCCAACUCAGGAGACCACAACAUGCAAGCACGUCUCAACAUGGGCAACAGAUGAGAGGAUCCAACAGGCAUGAGGAAUCCAGCCCAGUUCCUUUUGAUGUGCAGCCAUUGUACGAAGAACACCAUCACCAGCUGAAAUGCUGUGUGUGCUUUGAGGAAGCAGUUGAUCCAAAAACUAAUACCUGUGGACAUACCUUCUGUAGCACCUGCCACUCACAACACUGGCGUGGCCACAAGACAUCUAUAUUCAUCUGUCCAAUCUGCCUGAUGCAAGGGUCUUAUACAAAUACUGACUGUUCAUUUCCCUUGCCAUGUAUAUGGGAGUCACCGCUGCUCUUUGCAGAUCAUGCUGGUAAUAUCAAGUUAAACAUGGCUGUGGUGGAGAACUAUUUCAUGAGUGAGACCAUCAGAGAUAUUCCAGUCUAUCUGCUGUGUGUGGUUGGGGAAAAGCGCACAGGCAAAUCUUUCCUGAUGAACUACAUCAUACGUGCCCUACGAAACCAGGCAGAGGGGACAGAAUUCAGUCUUGGGAAAGAAAAUGAAACCCUAAAAGGCUUUGAAUUGAAAUCUGGAGUUUCCGGUACCACAAAGGGUGUAUGGAUUUGGAGGGAGCCUUUUAUUGUGGAAAGAGAUGGAAAGAAGAUGGCAUUGUUUCUCCUGGACUCUGAGGAAUUAAUGGACAUUGAGAAAGACAGAAAUACUAGUAUCAAGUUGUUUUCAUCAGCCAUGCUACUCAGUACCCAUGUUAUCUAUAAUGUGAGUAAAAGAAUAGAUGAGAAAGAAGUGGAGAUAUAUUUGCAUGAAGCUGCACAAGGACCAACACAGAAUAAAAAGUAUCUGGAUAUUGUGGUCCGGGACUGGCAGGAUUAUGAAGACUGUAGAAGUGAAACUGCCGAAUUGUACUUGAAAAAACAAGCAGAGACCCUAAAGAAGCGGAACAGCACAGUUCUAAACCCCCUGGAAAAUCCCAAUACCAAAUGUUUCCUGAUGCCACAUCCUGGAAAAGAGAUUGGUAAUAGUGACAAAGGAAGGCUUAAAGAUAUGGAUAAAGACUUUCGUGACUGUCUGACAAGUUAUAUAAAAGAUUUGUUGGAAAGACCCAAAUUCCCAGCCAUGACUGGGGCUCAAAUGGCAGAGAUGAUGAAGGGGACAAUAGGUCAUUUUCAGAGCCUAAAAUAUAACUUCUCUAGCCCACAAGAGAUGUCUUAUUAUAUUCACAACCAUGGAGAGAUGCAAAAAACAUGUACAGAGUUUAAGCAGUUUCUCCUGAGUUUGUCCUCCUUACAGCUGCCAGAAACUAUGUGGGAAUGUAUUUCUGAAAAGUCCCUGAAACUUGUGAAGCAAUUUGAGCAGUCGUUCAGAGGCAACAACGUCACAAUACGCACAGACCUGGUAGAGCAACUGAGGACCACGUUGAAGGAGGAAGGGGAGAAGUUCAACUCAGACUACAAACAGAAGGAGAUAACAUAUGCCAGCUCUGCCUCUACAUUUGGGAAUACAGCAGCAGCAGGAGGAGGAGGAAGGAUGUCUGCUGGAGGAGGAAGGAUGUCUGCUGGAGGAGGAAGGAUGUCUGCUGGAGGAGGAAGGAUGUCUGCUGGAGGAGGAAGGAUGUCUGAUGGAGGAGGAAGGAUGUCUGAUGGAGGAGGAAGGAUGUCUGCUGGAGGAGGAACAAUGUCUGCUGGAGGAGGAAUGUUUGAAAGAGCUAUUGAAAAGAUUUUGGGAGUAGCAGCCGCCAUUGCGGUUGCAGCUAUAAUUCUUAUGCGGUAG